AUGACCAUGCCAGGGCUCACAAUACAGACUGAUGUCGCUCCUCGCUCCCACUCUCCGGAACCUCCACCUGCCUCUCCCUUGACACCAUCCGAAGAAGCUUCAGCGCCACAGCUCGCCCCAACCCAAGCAGCUAUUGCCACUGCUACUCCUCGUCAGCCUUCCGCGCCUCACCCCCAAGCCGAACCGCCUGCCGUCCUCUCUCACACGACGCAUCCUGAGCAGGUUCCGUCCCAACCAGUCCCACCCCCGCAGCCCAUCGAUUUCGAGUCCAACACAGAUGCCAUCGCCAUCAAGUCCGCCAUCUCCAUCCUCCAGAUCCAGAAGAAGAGGGCAGAGGAGCACAUCCGUCUCCUCGAUCAGAGUGCGCAGACCGCGCGUGAUGAUCCACAGCGGACGGCCGAGUAUCUAGCAAAGGGUGACACGAGUGACAUGCCCUGGAAGGAUGCCUUUCAGAUGCAGAGCGUGGCGCACAUGCCCAACGUCCGAUGGAGCAAAUAUGCGGUCGUGGGCGAGUCGCUAGACAAGAUACACCAGGAGCAGAGCAAGCGGCCGCCCGACACCAAGCCGGCAGUGUAUGCGGACGGGGUGUACACCGAGCAGGCAUCGGCGAACUCGAGUACGGCCGGGAGGGCAGAAGAACAUCGUGGCCCGUUCGCGGCUUACUCGCCCUUUGUGGGCAAGGGAAAGCAGCCCAUGGCGUCGCCCAAGACCAAGAAAUGA
Messenger RNA from Emericellopsis cladophorae, 720 nucleotides. RefSeq lists its product as uncharacterized. The record is from RefSeq and is a predicted model, not a curated record. The transcript has a single exon. The coding region runs from base 1 to 720 and encodes 239 amino acids. NCBI's taxonomy places the organism in Eukaryota, Fungi, Ascomycota, Sordariomycetes, Hypocreales, Bionectriaceae.